CUGGCAUGGGUAUAGGCGCGAUGGACAGUUGCGGCCGUUGUAUGAAGGUGUCGCUCAUCGCGAUCAACAUUUUAAUAUUUAUAAGCGGUGGUGUGGCGCUGGGCAUGGGCACGUGGGUGUGGGUGUCGCGGUCGUUCUCAACCACGCUGAUGAGCAACAAUAUGUUCAUAGCGUCGGUGGGGGUGGUGCUGGUUUCGGGCGCCGCUAUGAUGCUGCUUGCCGUGCUUGGCUGCUGCGGAGCCGCCAAAGAGGUCAAAUGUAUGCUACUCACGUACUACAUAUUGAUGUUCAUAAUUUUCGUGGUGGCGCUAGUGGGCGGCAUAUUGCAGUUUGUGUUCCGUGAAAAGGUGCACAGUACCCUGGACCGGGAGAUGUUCGCCGCAAUCCCGUAUUAUGGCGUAAAACACGAGUACACGCGGGCGUGGGACGACACGCAGACCUUCCUGCAGUGCUGCGGAGUUCGCAGUCAUAAUGACUGGAACGACAAUGUCCCUGACAGCUGCUGCAAGGAAGUCUAUCCUGGGAAGAGAUUGGACUGUAAGAGCUCCCCUAACCCCACCACCAUGUAUACAGACGGUUGUCUAGAGAAGACUAUCAGCUUCUUACGUGAAAACGCCGUCAGUGUCGGAGUUACCGCGAUUGUAACAACUAUUGUUAUGUUGCUGGCGUUAAUAUUUUCAUGCGCGUUGUUCGUGAAGAUAGAGUGACGAUAGUGCGACAGAGAGGACGCUAUCAGUAUAAUUUUCUUGUUUCAAUUGACUGAGUGAUUGACGUUGUUUGUGAAUCAGCUGCGGCUGCGUAUGCGGUGUCAUAAUAUUUUAUUACAUUUUCUAAUUUAUUUAACAAUUAGAGAUACGUAUGAAAAUAAACGGUAUUAAG
Papilio machaon (common yellow swallowtail) is the source of this 879-nucleotide messenger RNA. Its product is annotated as tetraspanin-4-like. Bases 6 to 707 code for a protein of 233 amino acids. The transcript is spliced from 5 exons. The record is from RefSeq and is a predicted model, not a curated record. NCBI's taxonomy places the organism in Eukaryota, Metazoa, Arthropoda, Insecta, Lepidoptera, Papilionidae. Gene Ontology annotation, cellular component: membrane.